UGGGGGAGGUUGAGAUGGGGUGAAUGAGCCGCUUGUCUGUCCCUCUGCUGUCCUCUCUGGCCUUGCCUGGCGCUUGGUGCCUGGCAUCCAGUGGGAUUUCCUUCUCACAACGACCUCUGCCAUCCGUGCAUUAGCAUUUUUUACUGCAGCAGUGGCAACACUCGGCGCGUACGGGUCUUACUAUGCAGGGAGUGGGGAAGACAGAGAGAGGGGAGCAGGGCCGAGACAUCGACCUGACAUCGCUGAGAUCCACCAUGCCAGCCAGCGGCCCUCUGCAGGGAGGUUCAGCCUCUAACCUGAACAUGAACCUGUAUGCCACCAAGAAGACAGCAGCUGAGGGCAUGUUGGACAUCGCCCUGUUCCUGGCUAACAUCACGCACAUGAAGACCGUCAUCGAACAGGGAGCUGGAUACAGGUACUAUGCCGCUGUUCUGACGCUCAUUUCCUUCUCGCUGGCUCUUCAGAUAGUGGCCGGAGUCCUGAUCAUCAUCAUCGCCCGCAGGGACCUGAAUGUGGUGUCCAAUCAGAAACGACUCGACUACCUGAACAACGUCGCCACAGGCGUCAUCUUCGUCACCACGGUGAUUAACUUCUUCGUCAGCUUCUUCGGAUCCAAGAGGACCGGCUUCUUCCGCUGGCUGCUGGCUCGACUCCACUUCUGACACACACAAAAGUUAAAAGCGCUUGUAUAUCAAACACAUUCACACACAUGCCUCAUCUGUGCGGUUGCUGAUUCAAAGUUAAAACAUAAAAUUUGUAUGAAGUAGAGAGACAUAAGUCACAUGUGUUCAAACAUCACAUCUUAUUUAUUAUUCAGGUGAACUUUGCUAUAAUCCAACUAAAACAUAUUUACGAUAACAUACUGAACAUCUAUUCAAAUAUGAAUUAUUUUAUUUUUCUGCAUAACAUGCUUGAUUUUAAUUUCUAAAACAGUGCAUGUGUUCCAUUGUGUGUAUUUCAAACUAUUUACACUUGAUAAUUGUUUUUUUGAUGUUUCAUAGUCUGUAAUAGAAAAAUUGAGAAAACCUGAUGUAAACCUAAAUGUUUUAUAUUACUGUAUAUAUCCUAAAAACUUGUUUUUACAAAAAAAAUGUUUUUAAGAUUCAACCUUAAAUAUUAGAGGCACCUGUACACACACAUUGUCCUACAGAAAGAUGAAUAAAUGAAGUGAUUUAACUGAA
Molecule: messenger RNA, 1181 nt
Organism: Scophthalmus maximus (turbot)
Lineage: Eukaryota; Metazoa; Chordata; Actinopteri; Pleuronectiformes; Scophthalmidae
Product: ninjurin-2-like
Exons: 4
Coding region: 183-662 (159 amino acids)
Biological process (GO): tissue regeneration; cell adhesion
Cellular component (GO): membrane
Source: RefSeq, a predicted model, not a curated record